CCCCUGAUAGCAUGAAUCAAACGACUGUAAUUCCUCAAUGGGAAGAACCGUUAUACAUCCAAUGUGUUUUUUUAAACAAGAGAAGUUUAAAAGUAUAUAUAUCUAUAAACAAACGAAAAAACUCUAAAGUUUGUACAGUUGACGAUCUCUCUGCUAAGAAAAAAUCACCAUGGAGGAGAACCCACCACCACCCUACGAUGUUGACUUAGGUGAAAAAGACCCCACUGGCGGAAGCGGUGGUAGGAGCCGGAAAAACGUUGGAUUAAAUUUGGCAUUUGUAAAGACGCCACCUGGGUUACUGAUGAUAAUCAACAUGGUACUUCUCUUCUUGGCGUGGUGUAUUAUGGCUGGCUGGAGGGGUGAUGUAAACUACUGGUUUGCAGAUCGUAUUGCAGGCGCCACGUCCUUUUUCUUGUUUACAACAGUAGUACCUUGGCUCCUGUUAAUUGUUAUCUUCUUCGUUUUACUGUUUGGCUUACACACGAAACUUACUAUCAUCAACUGGCCUAUAUCACUGGCAAUAAACUGCUGCGUCUGGGCAUUUUUGUUGUUGAUUUCUUCAAGUGUUGUUGCCAGCAAAACUGAUGAUGAUGUUGUAUGGACAUAUAAUGGCGUAAUUAUUGACCAAAAAUACUCUGCUCUUCGUGCAGCAGCUGCGUUUGGUUUCUUCUCGAUGAUUGGUUUACUAAUCCAGGCUUUUUUCCACUUCAGAGAGUUUCGUGCCCCGUAAAUGUAUGCAAGUCUCAUAUUAGCGACCAUCUUUCACGUGAUGUGAAUGUAAUGGAUAGUAUAGCAGACUAGCUGAUUUUUUGUACAACUUCUUUGUAAUAUCGUUGUUGUGUUAAAUGUCUCUACUAUGUGUACGAUAAGGCAAUAUUUAAAUGCAAGCUGUGUGUUGUUGUUUGUGUGUGUGUGUAUUUAACGAUGUAGGAGUUUAAGAACGAAAUAUUUUAUUGGGUCUUUAUUUUAUCGCAAUGCUUCAAACGUGGUGUCCACUCUGUUAGGAAUGUCAGCAAUAGUUAGGACAUUUCGAAAUAGUCAUAGUUUUCAAUCAAAGCUCUUAAACGAUUUCUUUAUACUCCCUCUAGUCAUCAUUCCUCCUGGGAUUUUCGAUAUUUCAUAUCAUCAUGCAAAAUUACCAUGCAUGUGUGUGUACGUUUUACAAGCUUUCUAGAUAAAAAUUUUCAUUCUAUUUUUGUAGGAUCUAUUCUAUUAGUGACCGAAAUUAGCCUAGCGAUAUUUUGCAUACCAGAAUAUAUGGAAACUAACUUCA
This is a messenger RNA of Hydractinia symbiolongicarpus, 1273 nucleotides long. Its product is annotated as plasmolipin-like. The coding region runs from base 170 to 730 and encodes 186 amino acids. The transcript has 5 exons. Gene Ontology annotation, cellular component: membrane. The record is from RefSeq and is a predicted model, not a curated record. Lineage: Eukaryota; Metazoa; Cnidaria; Hydrozoa; Anthoathecata; Hydractiniidae.